GCUCCAGGUCUUAAGCAACAUGGGAAGAGAAGACUAAAGUUCCAUCAUGAUCGGAGGCUUAUUCAUCUAUAAUCACAAAGGAGAGGUUUUAAUCUCUCGAGUCUACCGGGAUGACAUUGGCAAUAGGCGGAAUGCCGUCGACGCCUUCCGCGUCAAUGUCAUCCACGCACGGCAGCAGGUACGCUCGCCUGUCACCAACAUCGCCCGCACAAGUUUCUUCCAUGUCAAGCGUUCCAACAUCUGGCUGGCUGCUGUCACCAAGCAGAAUGUCAACGCUGCCAUGGUUUUCGAGUUUCUUUACAAGAUGUGUGACGUGAUGACUGCCUACUUUGGGAAGAUCAGUGAGGAGAACAUAAAGAACAACUUUGUGCUGAUCUAUGAGCUACUGGAUGAAAUCCUGGACUUUGGCUAUCCUCAGAACUCUGAAACAGGGGCCCUGAAGACCUUCAUCACUCAGCAAGGCAUCAAGAGUCAGCAUCAGACUAAGGAAGAGCAGUCCCAGAUCACCAGCCAGGUGACUGGACAGAUUGGAUGGAGACGUGAAGGGAUCAAAUAUCGUCGUAAUGAACUCUUUCUUGAUGUGCUGGAGAGUGUGAAUCUCUUGAUGUCCCCGCAGGGUCAGGUUUUGAGUGCCCAUGUCUCUGGCAGAGUGGUGAUGAAGAGUUACCUGAGUGGAAUGCCAGAGUGCAAGUUCGGCAUGAAUGACAAGAUUGUCAUUGAAAAACAGGGCAAAGGGACUGCGGAUGAAACGGGGAAAAGUGGCAAACAGUCAAUCGCCAUCGACGACUGCACUUUCCACCAGUGCGUGAGGCUCAGCAAGUUUGAUUCUGAGAGGAGCAUCAGCUUCAUUCCGCCAGACGGAGAGUUUGAGCUCAUGAGAUACCGAACCACUAAGGACAUUAUCCUUCCCUUCCGUGUGAUCCCACUGGUGCGGGAGGUGGGUCGGACCAAACUGGAAGUGAAGGUUGUGAUCAAGUCAAAUUUCAAACCUUCCUUGCUGGCCCAGAAGAUAGAGGUCCGGAUCCCCACGCCCCUCAAUACCAGUGGAGUGCAAGUCAUCUGUAUGAAAGGGAAGGCAAAGUACAAGGCCAGUGAGAAUGCCAUUGUCUGGAAGAUAAAGCGUAUGGCUGGAAUGAAGGAAUCCCAGAUCAGCGCGGAGAUUGAACUGCUGCCCACCAAUGACAAGAAGAAGUGGGCUCGGCCCCCUAUCUCCAUGAACUUUGAG
Leptosomus discolor (cuckoo roller) is the source of this 1225-nucleotide messenger RNA. The record is from RefSeq and is a predicted model, not a curated record. Lineage: Eukaryota; Metazoa; Chordata; Aves; Leptosomiformes; Leptosomidae.